Gongylonema pulchrum is the source of this 279-nucleotide messenger RNA. The record is from the annotation of a GenBank genome assembly. Lineage: Eukaryota; Metazoa; Nematoda; Chromadorea; Rhabditida; Gongylonematidae.
AUGGCUUCAGGUAUCCGAGAAGUGGACUAUGUUUCGCAGGACAAGAACUGGAAAGAUUUUUGUCGUGGUGGUGGUUACGUGAAAGAUCUUCCACCCGACAUGAAUGAUCUAGAACAAUUUGGUGCUGUACAGUGGGUAGAAUUGCGAAGACUUGAUUCAGACGAAGACACGGCAUUAACUUAUUGCGGCCCGGAUCAGAAACCUUCUCCACAGCGUUCCCGCGAUUGUGAGUUUGAAAUAAUCAUAAAAACAAGAGAAAUGAGGGAUAAAACUAGAUAA